AUGGCUGAUAUUUUCGAUAUGGAUGGCUACGAGCAACUGCUUGGAAGUGGGUUUUCCAAAUUGCAAUUAAAAUCAAAUGAUCUUUCCGCACAAGAUAGCCCUUUAGUACAAUUGAAUUAUAAAUUGAUAGACACUAUAGACGAGAAUGAAGGUGACGAGGAGUUUCUAAAUGAAGCAGUCACAAGAGAGAGUUACAAAGAAGAGGGAAAUACUUUAGAGUAUCUCCCAUCAAAAAGUAUACCUAUUCGUAUCGAUCAAACCCAAUUGCAAGUGCCUGGAUUGGGUAUACCCCAGUUACAUUCAUACAAUAGAUCACGUCGGAAGUCUUCCAUAGUUUCUUCUUAUGAGAUCAAAAUUGGACAGGAUGAUUACAUAUCAUCGAAUAAAUCACUAGGGAAUAAUACCGAGUCGAUUUCUGCUUAUAAACCUAAACUAUCUGAUUUCGAGCCGAUAAAAGUGUUAGGUAAAGGUUCAUAUGGGAAAGUCUUGCUUGUUCGAGAAAUACGCACGGGUAGGUUAUUUGCACAGAAACAGUUGCUUAAAGCGUCAAUAAUCAUUAAUCAAGACAAAGAGGACAAACACAAAAGCGAAGAGGGAGAUUCCUUCUCCCCCUCCUCCUCCUCCUCCUCCUCCUCUUCUUCUUCUUCCUUGAAACCACCAAAAAUAGAUGUCAAAAAUUACCAAAGAACAUUGAGUGAGAAACAAAUUUUGGAAACUGUCAACCACCCAAAUAUAGUAAAGCUUUAUUAUGCUUUUCAAGAUAACAAUAAACUAUACCUUAUAUUGGAAUACUUACAAGGUGGUGAAUUGUUUCAUCAUCUAUCCAUGGAGAAAUUCAUGAGCGAGCGAAAAUCAGCAUACUAUUUAGCUCAAUGCAGUUUGGCAUUGCACUAUUUGCAUACUCGAGUUAAAGUGAUUUAUCGUGAUUUGAAACCAGAAAAUUGUAUGUUGAACGCAAAGGGAAACUUGGUAUUGACAGAUUUCGGUUUGAGCAAAGUUGCUCCUGAUGCAUCCGACGAUGAAGGACUGGGAAGCCGCAAAUUGAACUCCAUGACGGGCACAAUACAAUAUAUGGCACCUGAAGUCAUCAUGGGCCUAGAAUAUGACUAUUCUGUGGAUUGGUGGAGUUUAGGAUGUGUCGCAUUUGAUUUGUUAACAGGCUCGCCUCCAUUUCCUGGACUGAAUGCAAAUAAAGUUUUGACGAAAAUUAAGAAUUUCAAAAAGAAUUUGAAAUUCCCAUUUUAUUUGAGUACUGAUGCAAAAGAUCUACUUUGCAAGUUAUUACAAGUGGAUCCAGAUAAGAGGUUCAAUGUUGAUAAAGAAUGGGAAAAAUUCAAGAGUCAUAAUUUCUUUAGAUACGUGGAUUGGAAGAAAUUGGAAAUGAUAGAUGAUGACGGGGAAGGGGAAGAUGGGGGGGAUGCAUUGUUGCCCCCGAUUUUACCAAUCAUCACUGAUCCUAUUCUUGCCGAAAAUUUUGAUUCUGAAUUUACCGAAAUGGAAUUCACUCCUCAUCAUCAGGUGAACUUCCUCUCUCAAAAGGAGACUUUCUACAUGAAGGACUUUUCAUAUAUCAAUCCAAAGUUUUUGGAUAGCUUACAAUCAGGCGAACUGUAA
Molecule: messenger RNA, 1614 nt
Organism: Lodderomyces oxycetoniae
Lineage: Eukaryota; Fungi; Ascomycota; Pichiomycetes; Serinales; Debaryomycetaceae
Product: putative protein kinase
Exons: 1
Coding region: 1-1614 (537 amino acids)
Biological process (GO): protein phosphorylation
Molecular function (GO): protein serine/threonine kinase activity; ATP binding
Source: RefSeq, a predicted model, not a curated record